CUUUCAUAUAUGGACAGAGCAGUAUAGCAACAUGUGACAGAGUGCUGCUAAAAACAGCUUGAGCACUUUUCAAAUGAUCCUUUAAACAAUGUCACCCAGCUGAGGAAACUCAUAGGACAUUUGAUCACACGAGUCCAGGAAUUAUUUGAAGAGAACAGACCCGGAAACUCAUCACCACAGCCUAUUUCUCCUGAAAUUACUCUCCUCGAAAUAGCUAGGAGAUGAGCACCUCGCUGGCUUACCAGUCCUUGAGUAAAGAGCAACAAACUAUGGAUAACUUGGAGAAGCAACUUAUAUGUCCAAUAUGUCUGGAAAUGUUUUCCAAGCCAGUGGUAAUCCUUCCUUGCCAACAUAAUCUGUGUAGGAAAUGUGCCAGCGACAUUUUCCAGGCUUCCAACCCAUAUUUACCAACCAGAGGAGGAAACACUGUGGCCACAGGAGGUCGCUUCCGUUGCCCAUCCUGCAGACAUGAAGUGGUUCUGGACCGACAUGGAGUGUAUGGCUUGCAAAGAAACUUGCUGGUUGAAAAUAUCAUUGAUAUUUACAAGCAGGAAUCAACUAAAUCUACAAGACCUGAAAGAAAGUCCAAUCAACCAAUCUGUGAAGAGCAUGAAGAUGAAAAAAUUAACAUAUACUGUCUGAACUGUGAAGUGCCCACAUGCUCCAUGUGUAAAGUAUUUGGAGCUCAUAAAAACUGUGAGGUUGCGCCACUUGCUCAGGUGUUUCAGGGCCAAAAGUCUGAACUGUCGGAGGGCAUUGCGGUCCUGGUUGGAUGUAACGACCGAAUUCAAGCAGUGAUUUCACAACUAGAGGAAACUUGUAAAACUGUGGAGGAAAACUGCAAGAGACAAAAAGAACAGCUGUGUGAGAAGUUUGAUUAUUUAUAUGCUAUACUUGAAGAAAGAAAAGGUGAACUAACCCAAGUAAUCACAAGAGACCAAGAAGAAAAAUUUGAAUAUGUCAAGUCUUUAAUGAAGAAAUAUGCAGAUCAUACAGAAACAGUUUCAAAAUUGGUGGAAUCAGGAAUUCAGUUCUUGGAUGAGCCAGAAAUGGCAGUGUUCCUUCAAAAUUCCAAGGCUUUGCUACAAAAAAUAACAGAAGCAUCCAGAGGAUUUCAAAUGGAAAAAAUUGAACCAGGAUAUGAAACCAUGAAUCACUUUACAGUGGACCUAAACAGAGAAGAGAGAAUACUACGUGAGAUAGAUUUUUAUAGAGAAGAUGAAGAGGAGGAAGAGGAUGCAGGAGAAGCUGAAGAUUUUGAAGAAGUUCACACAGAAUCUUCUGGUGAAGAGGAAACGGCAGAGCAAGUGACUCAGAGCCCUCAGCCCACACCGGAAUCCACCGUCACGUCCACAAGUACCAGCCAAGAACAGACCUCCCCUCAGGAGACAGAUCAGCAGAAUCCAAGUCCCCCUGCCCCACAAGGUAGUGUUGAGCCAAGUGGUAUUCAACAGACGCCUAAUGCUCAAGUGCUCUCAGCAACAGAAACUUCAAACCGCUUGUUAUACCCUAGCUGGUAUAAGAACCAAACAUGGCAACAAUCCAGCUCUAACAAGGCCCCAGUGACUGAGGCUGUGGGUCCAGUAAUUUCUCCCAUUCCAAAGGAAAUGACCGUAAAGAAAGUAGAUCCACCAGCAACAACUUUUAAGGAGAGCAUAGCAGUGACUGGUAAGGACACCAGUUCAUCUGCAAAUAUGCCACAGACUGGAUCUGAGACAGCAGCAGCAGCAGCCCUGGGAGACGCACAGGGGACUCCAGAAGCGAAUCAGUCUGAAAACACAGACUCUUCACAUCACGUCUUCUCCUUCUCCUGGCUCAAUUCAUUACCAAAAUAAUAUUCCUUUUACGAGAAACUGCUCUUGUCCACUGUGUCAGUAUACAGCUCCCCUACACCCACUGUGAACAGUGCUACUACAGUACUGCAGCUCUUAAUAAUGCCAUUGUUUAUUCUUUUAUAUAUCUCUCUUCUAUUGUACACUUUAUUUGU
Rana temporaria (common frog) is the source of this 1987-nucleotide messenger RNA. It is a transcript of the gene TRIM55, whose product is annotated as tripartite motif containing 55. Gene Ontology annotation, molecular function: zinc ion binding. Bases 222 to 1835 code for a protein of 537 amino acids. The transcript has 10 exons. NCBI's taxonomy places the organism in Eukaryota, Metazoa, Chordata, Amphibia, Anura, Ranidae. The record is from RefSeq and is a predicted model, not a curated record.